Nematostella vectensis (starlet sea anemone) is the source of this 2711-nucleotide messenger RNA. Its product is annotated as methyl-CpG-binding domain protein 4-like. Gene Ontology annotation, molecular function: catalytic activity; DNA binding. The transcript is spliced from 2 exons. Gene Ontology annotation, biological process: DNA repair. Gene Ontology annotation, cellular component: nucleus. The record is from RefSeq and is a predicted model, not a curated record. Bases 123 to 1997 code for a protein of 624 amino acids. NCBI's taxonomy places the organism in Eukaryota, Metazoa, Cnidaria, Anthozoa, Actiniaria, Edwardsiidae.
CCACUCCCCCGUGGUACCGUUUGUCGCAAGUUAUUCUACGGAUGUGCGGAUCGCGUCUCGUGGAUUUCAGCUGUUGAUCAAGGCUUUGAAAUCUAUUCGGCAGAACGCAUAAUACUCGUCAAAUGGACCAUCAUCCAAGAGAUCUGCCAAAAGGGUGGAAAAAGGUGUGUGUUACUAGAAAAAGCGGCAAAACGAAGGGACAUGUUGAUGUUUAUAUACACGAUCCAUUGGGGAGAAAGUUUCGCUCUCUUGCUGAACUUAAAAGACAUCUAAUCGAGGCCGAUUUGGGACUAUCUAUUGAACAGUUUAGUUUCAGAGCAGAUGGGGCGAAUUUCCUACAUAACGCAGCCCCGGAAAAGCGACCAAAACAGAGCGAGAGGAAGAGAGAUCAAUCGGGAUCAAAAGGCAAACUUGCUGGAGGAACCCCGGGAAAAAGGAAGGCAAAGACCCCCCACAUAGCUGUCACAAAAGCAAAAAGAAAUAAAAAAGAGCGCAGCGUUAGAGGGAAAGUAGUUAAGAUAGUUCUUGGCAAGACUAAGGCUGCCAAGCCUAGAAGACCAUCUGUUGUUAAUGAGGGUAGCCAUUUCACAGGUGUGGUCCCAAAGGGCUGGACCAGAACGGAAUAUGUGAGGAAGGGGGGACGUACCCAGGGAAGAGUUGAUGUAACUGUUAUAAACCCUGAAGGGAAACAGUUCCGCUCUCGAGUUCAGCUUAGCGAAUUCCUUAAGGAGCAGCAAUCCAAAUUGAGGGUGGACGAUUUUGGAUUUUUUCCACUGGGAGGAAGAAAAAGAAAAAGCACUGAAAAGUCAAGUGAGCCAGGAAGAAAGUGCAAAGCUGUGAUAUCUAAAGAGCCAAAAGUAAAAAAAGUGGCUUCCAAGGCUGAUUCUAGUGAAAUUAGUAAGCAGACACCAAGAGGCAAAAGAGCAACAAGAUCAAACUCUGUUCUGAGUUCAGAAUCUUUGUCAAGAAAGCGGAACAAGAUGCAAGUUGGAAAAAGUGAAAAAAACAAUGGCGUGAAAAUUGCUCAUCAAAGCCCCACAAAAGCAAGUCUAGAGAGUUCUUACUUUUCUUCUAAAAAGACAAAAAGGAAGUCUACAGAAAGUUUGAAGCAUCGUUCCCAGUUAGAAGUUGUAGCAGAGAACAGAGCAAGUGUGAUCACUAAUGAAGGGGUGCCUACUGGGUGGAUUAAGAUUGUGACACAGAGAUCCAAAGGAAAAACUAAGGGAACCUAUGAUGUUUACAUAGUGGACCCUGAUGGAAGAAAGUUUCGCUCUAAAGCAGAGUUGAAGAGGUUUUUAGAUAAAUCACAGUCUGAUCUAACCAUUGAAGACUUUGAUUUUCAACACAAGAAAAUGGUCAUAACCAGUAAUAAGAAAGAGCUAGAUAAAGAAAAUGAUGACUCUCAGGAACCCUUUGGUGCUGAUUCCACAGCAUGCCCAAAAGAUGACGAUGAUCUUGAUGAAAGUCUAAGUGGUGAUUCAUUAGACUCUUUAGAAACUUCAGCCAAACAAGUGGAAGCAACACAAAGUCCUUACUUCAAGGAUGCUGCUCAGCCAAAGACCCCCAAAUGGACACCACCCAAGUCACCCUUCAGCCUUGUGCAGGAGACGCUCUUCCAUGAUCCUUGGAAGCUGCUGGUGUCUUCAAUCUUCUUAAAUCGGACUGCUGGUACCCAGGCCAUCCCGAUCAUGUGGGAGUUCUUUAGACGGUAUCCAGACGCUGCUGAGGCAAGUAAAGCUGAUCCUGGGCCCAUUUCUGACCUCCUCAGACCCCUUGGACUGCAUGAGAAGCGGGCCAAGGCCCUUGUUCAAUUCUCAGCUGAGUUUUUGAGUCGUGAUUGGAUCUACCCUGAUACACUUUAUGGAAUAGGUAAAUAUGGCAGUGACUCUUACCGCAUUUUUUUCCUGGGUGAAUGGAAAGAUGUAAAACCAGAGGACCACAAACUUAACCUCUAUCAUGACUGGCUUUGGAAGCAAGAGAGAGAAGGCUUAUUGUAGGGGGUUCCUGUAUUGUUAAACCAAAUAAUAUGUUCUGUUUUGUUAAAGGUAAAAAGUUAAUGUUGUCUCUAAAAAGGUUGUGCAAAGGAUUUGCAUUUGCUGUACAACUCAUACAGUUUAAUCGAAGUCAUACAGUUAUAUCUCAACAUAACAGUAGCAUCUCAAGAUCGAGAUUUUAAAGGGGUGUAAAUCAUUCUCCCCACCAUGCAAUCCAUAUUUUUUUUCCAUAAACAAGGCAAAUUCCAAACAGUUCACUGAAAGAUAUACAUACUGUUGUGACUUUUGAAAGAAAAUUCAACUUUGUGUUGGCUGUAAAUGACUUGUGCUAGUGUUAAAAACAACACAGCAUAAAGUGUUUAACCUUCAUGGCUGAAUGCCAACCCUGUAUAAAUGACAAUCCUAACCCUGCUUUAGGUUAGGGUAAGAGUUAGGCAUUGGGUUGUCGUUUAUCGUUUAACCCUGGGGUAAACCACAGGGAAACCACACAUUUGCAGGAAAAAAAAUUAUAUUCAAUAAGUUUAUAUUCAGUAGAAAAUUGUCAUCUUGUUUUAUUCAUUCAUUAUAUUCAUUAUUCAUUGCUCUAUUGACAUUAUUAUCAUAGUUCACAUUUGACUACUGGUUAGUUUAACGUUCAUACCAAGGAUGUUUAGCCUUGACAAUGCACUAGUAUGUACAUUUUCAGCAGAAAAGAAUAAAGAUAAAUGGAUAAGUUAA